AGGCCCCGCGCGCACACCCGCCCGAGCGGCUGAGGCGCAGCUCGGCGGUCAGGCGGCGGCGUCCCCGGCCUGGCCAUGGUGCAGGCCUGGUACAUGGACGAGUCGGCCGACGACCCGCGGCGGCCCCACCGCGCGGAGCCCGCGCGCCCGGUCGGCCUGGAGCAGCUGCGCGGGCUCGGGGUCCUCUACUGGAAGCUGGAUCCUGACAAGUAUGAGAAGGACCCGGAGUUAGAGAAGAUCCGGAAAGAGAGACACUACUCCUGGAUGGACGUCAUCACCAUAUGCAAAGACAAGCUUCCAAAUUACGAAGAAAAGAUUAAGAUGUUCUACGAGGAGCAUCUGCACCUGGAUGAUGAGAUCCGCUACAUCCUGGACGGCAGCGGGUACUUUGACGUGCGGGACAGAGAGGACAGGUGGAUUCGGAUCUUCAUGGAGAAGGGGGACAUGAUCACUCUCCCUGCCGGGAUGUACCACCGCUUCACGCUGGACGAGAAGAACUACGUGAAGGCCAUGCGGCUGUUUGUGGGGGACCCGGUGUGGACGGCGUACAACCGGCCAGCUGACCACUUCGAGGCCCGGGGGCAGUACCUGGAGUUCCUGGCGCAGAGGGCCUAGCGGUGCCCCCUUGUGAAGGUCCCGGACCCGAUGGCAGCAGCAGAUCUGUCGUUUUCACCUUGCUUUGGUGUUGUAGACGUGCGGCUGGGUGAGCUUUCCUCUGCAAGCUUGUUUGAUCAGAAGACGAUUUCAUGGAAGUAGCUGUAGAACUGUUUGCUCAUGGAAGCACCUGUGCAAAUCUGGGGUGGUUCAUUUUCUCUGAUUCAGGAUCCGUGGUCAGUGGCCCUCGUCACUUGUGCCUUCAGCUCUGACCCAGUGAGUUUCAGCUCCCCAAAUGUAGCCACUUAGCUGCCCCAUCUGGACCCGACUCUUGGACUUUAAGCGGAUACCAGGCGAGGCCAGGCCUGCCCUGUGCAGAGGGGUGACAGUGGAUGACAGGACUGGCCAGAGAGAAGACUCUUUUCUCCCAAACACAGGGGAAGCCGGGUGGGGGGGUGUCCUGGGGAGGAGCUGGCAUGUGAGGGGGACACUCACUUGAUUAUGCCACCUUCUUGUGCAAAAUAAAGCAGCCGCCUUCGUA
Messenger RNA from Hippopotamus amphibius kiboko, 1135 nucleotides. It is a transcript of the gene ADI1, whose product is annotated as acireductone dioxygenase 1. Gene Ontology annotation, molecular function: acireductone dioxygenase [iron(II)-requiring] activity. The transcript is spliced from 4 exons. Lineage: Eukaryota; Metazoa; Chordata; Mammalia; Artiodactyla; Hippopotamidae. The coding region runs from base 76 to 615 and encodes 179 amino acids. The record is from RefSeq and is a predicted model, not a curated record.